AUGUGUGACUCUUGUCAGGCUUAUGGCUUGUUCAAAGGUGCAGCACCCAUUGGAAUAUGUUAUGGUCGUGUUGCCAACAAUCUACCACAACCCUCCUCCGUUGUCAACCUCAUCAAAUCCAAUGGCAUCAAAUACGUCCGCCUCUUCGACAUUGACCCCACCACCCUCAAAUCAUUCUCCGGUACCAGAAUCAACCUUACGAUUGGCGUGCCUAACGAGCUCCUCCCCUUCCUGGCCAAUGCCAAAGAGGCCACAACCCUCAGCUGGCUCCAAUCCAAUGUCUUCGCCCACAUCCCCGCCAACCAAGUCCGCUACAUUGCUGUAGGCAACGAGGUCUUCCUCAAAGACCCGUUCUACACCCCCCACGUCAUCACCGCCAUUCUCAACCUCUACCAAGCUCUCAAAACCCUUAACCUCACCAAUUCCAUCAAGCUCUCAUCACCACAAGCAGCCUCAGUCGUAACAAAUUCAUACCCUCCAUCCGCAGCAACCUUUGACCCGUACAUUGAAUCUGCUAUCAUCCCUCUCGUACAAUAUCUAUACGAUAGCCGUUCACCUUUCAUGGUAAACGUGUAUCCCUACUUCAGUUACAUAAACAAUAAGAACCAUGUUUCUUUGGACUACGCAUUGUUCAAGUCUAAGAAUAAUACAGUUAGAGAUGGUGCAUUAACGUAUAGUAAUCUUUUUGACGCGAGUGUGGAUGCGUUUGUGUCUGCAAUGGAGAAGGUGGGGUUCGAGGGAGUGCCGGUGGUGGUGACUGAGACGGGGUGGCCAACGAAGGCUGGCGAGGCGGCGAGUGAUGAAAAUGCGUCGGUGUACAACGGAAACGUGGUGAGGCGGGCGGCAGACGAUGUUGGAACGCCACGGAGGCCGGAGACAGGAGUGGAAGCUUACCUGUUUGAUUUGUUUGAUGAGAACAAGAAGGGUGGAGAAGAGUACGAGAAGCAUUUUGGGAUUUUUGGUCUUGACGGGGUUAAGGCUUAUGACAUCGAUUUUAACUAAGAGAAAG
This is a messenger RNA of Quercus robur (English oak), 1009 nucleotides long. Its product is annotated as glucan endo-1,3-beta-glucosidase-like. Gene Ontology annotation, molecular function: hydrolase activity, hydrolyzing O-glycosyl compounds. Lineage: Eukaryota; Viridiplantae; Streptophyta; Magnoliopsida; Fagales; Fagaceae. Bases 1 to 1002 code for a protein of 333 amino acids. The record is from RefSeq and is a predicted model, not a curated record. The transcript has 2 exons. Gene Ontology annotation, biological process: carbohydrate metabolic process. Gene Ontology annotation, cellular component: plasma membrane.